Trichoderma virens Gv29-8 is the source of this 904-nucleotide messenger RNA. RefSeq lists its product as uncharacterized. Bases 84 to 791 code for a protein of 235 amino acids. The transcript has a single exon. The record is from RefSeq and is a predicted model, not a curated record. Lineage: Eukaryota; Fungi; Ascomycota; Sordariomycetes; Hypocreales; Hypocreaceae.
ACUUUACAAGCAAUUAUCUAUUCGAGCUUCAGAUUCACAGCAAGCAACACAUUACAUUAUAUUACAUUACAUUAAAUACGAAAAUGUCUUCCCGAUCUGAUAACACUGUCGUCGUCGUUGGCUCUGGCCCAGGAAUUGGCACCAACACAGCAGCUGUUUUCGCCGCCAAGAAGUUCAACAAGGUCGCCCUCGUUGCCAGGAACCCCGCCCAGCUUGAGAAGGAUGCGGCCACUGUUAUUAGUGCUGCCAAUGGCAAUGUCACCGUCAAGACUUAUUCAACGGACGUCAUCGACCCUGUCAAAUUCACAGCGACACUUAAGCAGAUCAGCCAAGAUCUCGGAGCUGUGGAGGUCGUCCUUUACAACGCUGCUAUUGUCGCAGAGUCGAGACAUAUCGAAGUCACCGAUGAAGAACUCAUCCGGGACUUCAUGAUCUCUACCGUCGCCUUGAACAACCUCUCCAAAUGGGCCUUCCCACAAUUGACUGAGCUGGCGGCUAAAGAUGCUUCUGCCAAGCCUACAGUCAUUGUCACUAGCUCUCAUCUCCCCGAGACGCCCGAGGCCAACCUCGUCUCCUUGUCCAUGUCCAAGGCUGCCCAGAAGAACUUUACCCGAUCCCUCCGCCUAGAGUUUGAACCUAAGGGAGUUCACGUUGCCCUUUUGAGCGUCGCGGGGUACGUCUUGGAUAGCAACCAGAGGCUGAAUGCGAAGAACAUUGCCCAGGAGGCAUGGAACCUGUACAACCAACCUAAUGGAAGCUGGACCGAGGACGUCAGAAUUGAGGAGCCAUGAACAAAUCAUGAAUAAAAGGAGUUAGAAUUGUUACGGCCUGGUAGCGCAUUGCAAGUUUAAUGUAGUUUUAUGAAUAAUGUCUUCUUAAUAAAUAUAAAUCAUACUUAUGCCUC